AUGUAAAAAAGAGAAUAAGACUCCUUAAGGAUGUGCUGUACCAAAACAUCUUAGAAAAGUUUAAUCAAAAUUAAAGAACAAAUAUAAUAAUGUAAGGAACAAUAACGAUCUAAUCACACCUAAAAAGAAGAUGAAUCAACAAUUAACAUAGAGAAUAGUUAAUUGAAUCCAUUUAAUAAUACUCCUUAAUAUAAUUUGUUUUAGCCUUGCUAGUCUAUUCAUUUGGAAUGUGGAUAAGUAUGUAGUUCAAAACAACAUUAAAAUCAAUUAUAAGAUUCAAAUACUAGUAUAAAAAGAAAAUUAUUUAACAUUGACGAAAUUACAUUAUCUUUUUCAAAUUCCUCCUUCCUCAAAGUCAAAAUCGGCAUCUUAAUCAUCAGCAUACAGCAAUUUCUCAUUAUUCAAUCCAAACAAUGA
This is a messenger RNA of Paramecium tetraurelia, 417 nucleotides long. RefSeq lists its product as uncharacterized. Lineage: Eukaryota; Ciliophora; Oligohymenophorea; Peniculida; Parameciidae. The transcript has 2 exons. The record is from RefSeq and is a predicted model, not a curated record.